AGCGGAGGGAUGAGCGGUGGGGUCGGGGGUGGCGGCCGUGGGGCGGAGGACCAGCCCGGUUCCCACCCGUUCGCCCCUUCGGCCUUGGGGACCCGACAGCAUUGGGAUACUACCUAUGAAAGAGAACUGCAAGCUUUUCAAGAAUAUGGAGAUACUGGGGAGAUCUGGUUUGGAGAAGAGAGUAUGACUCGAUUAAUCAGGUGGCUGGAGAAACAGAGGGUGCCCCUGGAUGCCUCUGUGCUUGACAUCGGGACUGGAAAUGGCGUUUUUCUGGUUGAGCUGGCCAAGUCCGGCUUCUCAAAUAUCACUGGAAUCGAUUACUCGCCAGCAGCAAUUCAACUUUCUCGAAGCAUAAUCGAGAAGGAAGGCUUAGCGAACGUUAAAUUGCAGGUGGAAGACUUUUUGAAUCCCACGAGCGAGCUCUCAAAGUUUGGCAUUUGCGUCGACAAGGGAACUUUUGAUGCUAUAAGCCUUCAUCCGGACAAUGCCACCGAGAAAAGGAAGCAGUAUGUAAAAUCUCUCUCCCGAGUCCUGGAAACUGGAGGGUUUUUCCUAAUUACCUCUUGCAACUGGACUAAGGAUGAGUUGCUCAGAGAAUUCAGUGAAGCAGGAUUCGAAGUUCUGGAAGAGCUGCCGACCCCCACGUUCCUCUUUGGAGGGAGCUCUGGAAACAGCGUCACGGCCUUGGUUUUCCAAAGAAAGGGAGAAGCCUCCCCAGACCGACUCGGGUAACUGCGGAGGAAAAGCCGCAUGGGAAAGCGGCUCCGUUCCCGGUCGAUCCGGGUGUCCACGGGGAGCAGGGUGGUGGCCCCGGGCACGGUCUGGAUCGUAAAAACACAAGCCUCUCCGAGCUCAACCCGGAGCAAGCCACGCUCUAGAACGAUCCGCUGUCCUGAUUGGAUCUGAACUGGAAUUAUUUUCCUCCUUGAUUUUUUCAGCCGUGUAAUUCGUGAAUAAUUUCACUGACAUUUUCCAGCAGCCAGUGAAUUAGUUCUGUGUGAUGGCGUCAACGUAGGCUCAUUAAGCGGAAGGGGAUAAAAGAGGUUGUGAGUCUUGAACGAUCGUGGGACCGUGCUUUUCGUGGGACUGUUUCGGGCAGGUCAGAACUGAUCGGGAAUCCCCGUAGUUGGUGAUUAUUUGGGAAGGGUAAUUAAACCCAAAAACUGAAAGGGGAGAAGCAAGUAGGGAGGGCAGAAGCCGACUACAAAUCGCUUCCUUUGCCUCUGGCCA
Messenger RNA from Tachyglossus aculeatus (Australian echidna), 1230 nucleotides. It is a transcript of the gene EEF1AKMT2, whose product is annotated as EEF1A lysine methyltransferase 2. The record is from RefSeq and is a predicted model, not a curated record. Gene Ontology annotation, cellular component: cytoplasm. The transcript has 6 exons. Bases 10 to 732 code for a protein of 240 amino acids. Lineage: Eukaryota; Metazoa; Chordata; Mammalia; Monotremata; Tachyglossidae. Gene Ontology annotation, molecular function: protein-lysine N-methyltransferase activity. Gene Ontology annotation, biological process: peptidyl-lysine dimethylation; peptidyl-lysine monomethylation.